Messenger RNA from Aspergillus tanneri, 2481 nucleotides. Its product is annotated as putative glutaminase. The transcript is spliced from 5 exons. Bases 1 to 2481 code for a protein of 826 amino acids. The record is from RefSeq and is a predicted model, not a curated record. Lineage: Eukaryota; Fungi; Ascomycota; Eurotiomycetes; Eurotiales; Aspergillaceae.
AUGCGUUCCUUCGCAGUGAUAGUGGCUGCGCUGCAGGCAACAGCUACGGCAUCGACUCUCACUCCGCCCGUUCUGCCCUUGAUCGUGCGUAAUCCCUACCUCAGCACUUGGCUGGGAAAUGCUCGCGAUGUGCCGUGGUCCAAAUGGCCCAUGUUCUACACCGGGGAAGAGCUGGGCUUGUCCCUGAUGGCUCAGAUCCCCAGCACGGGCGUCGUCUAUCCGCUUUUAGGAAAGCCUCAUGAUUCCCUAUCCUCUGAUUCAGAGUCUACCCCGAUCGAAUACCCCAUCUAUCUGGGCGCCCAUUACGACGCCUCGACGACCAAUUUAACCUAUCGCAUCGAUGCGGUGACAUCCUCCGCUGCAGUUCCCCUGGAGAUCACGGUCUCGUUCCUAUCCCCCAUCACUCCCACAUCGACUCUGCGGCAGUCGAUCCCCGCCUCGUAUGUGACAAUUCAUGUCCGUGGCGAUGUGGGUGUCAAUGUCUACAUGGACGUCAACGGUCGCUGGGUAAGCGGAGAUGCGGGCAGUAAAGUCACUUGGAAGUACGACGAUAGCCUGAACUCCAAAGAUGACAAACCGACGCUGCAACGAUGGCAAUUGCGGAGACAGACCGAAAUGUUGUUCUCCGAGAUCAGGGACCGAGCGGAAUGGGGUACUCUUUACGUCACGGGUCCUUCAGAUGCCCUUUAUGAAUCGGGAGAGUCCUCGGCUGUGCGACACGCUUUCGCCUCCAGCGGAGCCCUGCGCAAUAGAAAUGAUGACGCUUUCCGCGCGAUUGGGGAUCGAGAGCCCGUGCUGGCCUUCUCCAAGCCUUUCAAUGUCUCCCGAACGACAGGGGAUAGCGUGACCUUUACCAUUGCACUGAUUCAAGAUCCCGUUGUCCAAUUUGCCUCAGCCCGUGGACUGACGCUGAUGCGACCUCUCUGGGAAUCAUGGUUCUCUAGUGUGGAUUCGUUGCUGGACUUCCACUACCAUGAUCUUGCCAAUGCGAGAACCUUGGCUUCAAAUUACUCCGACCAACUUGCGCAGGAUGCCUACCUAUCAGGAGCUCAUGAUUAUGUAGAUAUUGUGUCACUUUCGGCGCGUCAGGUUAUGGGAGCCACCACUUUCUCGGGAACCCCCGACGAUCCGAUCCUGUUCCUGAAAGAAAUCUCUUCUAACGGCAAUUUCCAGACCAUCGAUGUUAUCUUCCCUACAUUCCCAUUCUUCAUGUAUACCAAUCCCCGGUGGUUGGCAUAUCUCCUGGAGCCCUUGAUCGAGCAUGCGCUGAGUGGACAAUACCCGAAUUCGUAUGCCAUGCACGAUCUGGGAGCGCACUUCCCCAACGCCACGGGCCACCCCGACGGUAGAGAUGAAUACAUGCCUGUGGAGGAAUGUGGCAACAUCAUCAUUAUGGGACUGGCGGUGGCAAACUCGCUGCGUUACCACGAUGACUCCUCUGCAUCAUCGAUCUGGUCAACGCAGGGUGCAUCUCCCCAAAUCCGGGAAGAGUCACUAGGAUACUUCCCUCUUGAAGCACUUCAGAGCAUUGGGGAAAUUGACAGGCAGGAUGGGAAAUGGGGUGGCGGCGCGGAAGGCGAGCACCAGGCGAAGAAGUGGGUUCGACGCAGCUACCGGCUCUGGAAGCAAUGGACUGGGUACUUAGUGGAGUUCUCCCUGGAACCUGAGAAUCAGCUCUCCACGGACGAUUUCGCUGGCUGGCUUGCCCUUCAGACGAACCUGGCACUGAAAGGCAUUAUCGGUAUCAAUGCCAUGAGCAAGCUGGCUGAAUUGGCCGGACAUGAAUCGGAUGCCUCCUAUUACAAGAACAUCUCACAUACGUACAUCAAAAAAUGGGAGGAAUACGGCAUGUCGCGAGAUCAAACGCACGCCAAACUCGCCUAUGACUGGUACGGCUCGUGGACGACAAUCUACAACCUCUAUGCCGACGCGCAGCUCUGUUUCCACCUGGACGCCACGGAUCUCUCGGCGCGUUCUUCCACGUCUCAAUUCCCCCUCCAACCUCCUCAUCAUUCCCAGAAGACCGGCUUUGUCCCACGCUACAUCUACCAGAGACAAUCCAUUUGGUACCACUAUGUGCGACAGAAGUACGGCCUCCCCCUGGACAGCCGCCACCUGUACACCAAGACGGACUGGGAAUUCUUCUCCAUGGCGGUAGCCAGUAAGCCGGUGCGUAGUGAAAUUCUCCAGUCCGUCGCCAAAUGGAUCAACGAAACUGCCACCGACCGUCCCUUAACCGACCUCCACAACACCGAGGGGGACGGCGGCUUCCCUAAUCCUUUCUUCUUUGCUCGUCCCGUGGUUGGCGGCCAUUUUGCUUUUCUGGCCCUCCAGCGUGCCUGUAGCGGUCGUGCCAUGGACGGUCUGGCUUUCUUGGAUCAUGAUGACGAUGACAACCUGGCUGACUGGUCCGUCGCAGCUGCGCAGGCUGUCGCAGAGUCCUAUCAGCCAGUGUUUAUGUCGGAGAGGGAAGAACUGUAA